AUGCUCCCUUCUACAACACCUCGAGCAGUUAUAGCACUUCUUGCACCGUGUCAACACACACUCGGCCAACAGAACCGUCGAGUAUACAGUAUAGCACAUCAAGCAAAGAGAUUACUGCUAGUUCCACAACAGCACAGUUGUUUAUCCCACAACCACUACAACGUCGUCUUCCAUCAUAACAUCGGUGGUGACGAUUUCUCACUCAACAAGCACCACUACCACGAUCAAUACACCUUCAACAACCACCUCGAUCAUCACCUAUUCAAGCACCACCACCACGAGCAUUACGCCUUCAUCGACUACCCCGAUCAUUACAUAUCCAAGCACCACUUACACUACACAAACGGUCAUCGAAGAAUGUCCAACAACAUGCAGCAUGGGCUAUGUAGUACAUCACCCUCGGUGUAUAUGCUCGUUGACGUGAUCUACGGCACCAAUUCCCUGGGGGUCGUCGGUCCGUCUGCAACUUCGAAAAUAUUUCCUCUCGACCUCGACGAAGUUUCCACAAUCGUCGGGGGAACGGCGACGGAGCAGCUCUCAUUGAGCGAUCUGGGCACCGACUGUCCCCAGACCGCUGCCCCUUCGGUCAUUGCGACGUUGAGCGACUCUCGAUGCGAUCCCAUUCUCGCGGCGCCCGAUGAAGUGAAAUCCUGGGCGUGGCCAUGCAACGCCUGUGGCAGAUUUGGUCUCUUUGACCCCCCGUACGCCAUUCCCACCUUGACCGGAGGUCUGAUUGAGACAACGGCAACGACGACCGCGACAGCUGCCACAUCAGCAGCGACUGGCGCCACUCCUACAGCCGUGACCACCACCCAAGUAGUUGUGACGCCGGUCACGACGACGACUUCGGCAGUUGAAGCAGCAGAUACCACGUCAGAAGUCAUCUCUCUCGGCCCCAGCGGCAUUGUGAUUAUUGCUUACUAUAGCGGCACGGCGUUGACAACCACUAUACCGACCGCUGCUUCGACGGUCGUCUACGAUGGCCAGACUCUCACGCUCGGCGGCGAUGCUAAGACCUUGACCACAAUUGAUGCCAGCAUUACAGCAUCAACGGCAUCAACGGUCACAACUUCUGAAUCUGGGGCAUCCUCGUCGACCGACAAUGAUCCAACGACAACCUCGACUCCUUCCGCGGUAGCUACAGCAGACGCGCCCCGGGCUUUGCAGCCUGUGCUCGUUUAUACAUGUUCAUUCAUAAGCAUGUUGAUUUCGAUGGAAAUUUUGUUAUGA
Molecule: messenger RNA, 1230 nt
Organism: Pestalotiopsis fici W106-1
Lineage: Eukaryota; Fungi; Ascomycota; Sordariomycetes; Amphisphaeriales; Sporocadaceae
Exons: 3
Coding region: 1-1230 (409 amino acids)
Source: RefSeq, a predicted model, not a curated record